CUCCAGGCCAUUUGGGUUCAAGCUUGCUCCAGGCGAUACACUUGCAGCACUGCCCCGCGUGCUUGGCACCGCUCUGCUAGGCAAGGUUGCACGAUGUCCCUGACCUUUGUCGGUGCCGCCUCCCCCGCUUCGGCGGGCCUCCAGGUCAGCCAGCGCGCGCCGACCACCGCGCCGCCGGCGCUGAGGGCCACUGCGGCGCAGAAAGGCGCGGCCAACGGCGGCAGCCUGGGCGCUGCCCUCCCGGUGGGCGCGGCGGCCGCACUCGCGAUCGCCGCGCGCCGGCCGGCGCGCGCGGCGCGGCGCGCCGCCGAGGCGCCGCCGGCGCCGCCACCGUUCGACCCAGCGACGCAGCUGGGCGCCAUGGCCCCCCUGGGCUUCUUCGACCCGGCCGGGUUCAGCAAGGUGGGCGACGAGGAGGGCUUCCGCAACCUGCGCACCGCGGAGCUCAAGCACGGGCGCGUGGCCAUGAUGGCGGCUCUGGGGUUCGUGGCGCAGCAGUACAUCCAGUUCCCGGGCUUCGAGUCGGUGCCUGCGGGCGUGGGCGCCGUGACGACGGCGCCGGGCACGUACGGUUUCGUGGCGCUGUUUCUGUUCUCUGGCGCCAUGGAGCUCGCGGUGUGGACGCAGGACCCGAAGAAGGAGGUGGGCAACUUCGGCGACCCCCUGGGCCUGUCCAACAUCUUCGGCUACGACGAGGACAUGCGCCACAAGGAGCUUAACAACGGUCGCUUCGCAAUGUUCGCGGCCAUCGGCAUCCUGUCUGCGGAGCUGUUGACUGGCAAGGUGGGCCUGAGCCAGUUCUGAACUGAGAUCAGCCGAGCCGGUGGUGGGGUGCUGGUAAGCCUCCACAACGACAAAAGGCAGUAUUGCAUCGCCUUGUUUUCUUUUCUCCGGCAUUAUCACCCCGGGAAUUUUCGUCUGAGUGGCGAGUUUUCUCGCCCUGCGCCCUCGAUGCCAUCACUUAGGGAUGGAGAUUGCGCAGCAGGGACACCUCUGCUUCAACGACUUCGGCGCAGGCAGAAGUGCUUCGAGAAUUGUGGAGGAUCAACACAUGUUAGCCAGCGUGGACCCCAAACAAUGAUACCUUGCACUCUAUGCCGUGCAAUCUAGGUGGGGCAACCGAUGUGGUACAACCGAUGUGGUGC
This is a messenger RNA of Prorocentrum cordatum, 1145 nucleotides long. The record is from the annotation of a GenBank genome assembly. Lineage: Eukaryota; Dinophyceae; Prorocentrales; Prorocentraceae.